AAGGCAACGAUGCCCAUAUGGGUGGUUCUGCUGUCGAGGAUCAUCAUGAAGGAGAAGCAGACGACGAAGGUGUACCUGUCUCUGAUCCCCAUCAUAAGCGGUGUCCUGCUGGCCACAGUCACUGAACUCUCUUUUGACAUGUGGGGGCUCAUCAGCGCGCUUGCUGCCACGCUGUGUUUUUCACUUCAGAACAUCUUCUCAAAGAAGGUUUUGAGAGAUUCCCGAAUACAUCAUCUUCGGCUGCUGAACAUACUCGGCUGCCACGCUGUGUUCUUCAUGAUCCCAACGUGGGUUUUGGUUGAUCUUUCCUCCUUUCUAGUAGAGAAUGACUUGAGCACAAUGUCUCACUGGCCCUGGACCUUAAUGCUGCUUAUAAUCAGUGGAUUCUGUAAUUUUGCCCAGAAUGUCAUUGCCUUCAGUAUUCUUAAUCUGAUCAGCCCGUUAAGUUACUCCGUUGCAAACGCCACAAAAAGGAUCAUGGUCAUCACAGUUUCCCUUAUAAUGCUUCGAAAUCCUGUUACCAGCACCAAUGUCCUUGGAAUGAUGACAGCUAUUUUAGGGGUGUUCUUAUAUAACAAGACAAAAUAUGAUGCAAAUCAAGAGGCAAAGAAGCAGCUACUUCCAGUUACAACUGGAGACCUUGUGAAUUUGGACCGGCAUCGAAACACUCCUGAAAAGUCUCAGAAUGGACUUACAGCAUUUGCACAACAUGGAGACUAUCAGUAUGGUCGAGCCAAUGUUUUAACAGACCAUUUCCAGUAUAAUCGGCAAAACUAUCCGACUACCUACAACCUAAAUCGUUUUGAUAUAUAGAAUCCUGGCAAACAGGUAUAGACUGUGAUAUCAGAGUGUCCCCAACAUUAUCAGAAACUUUUAGUACACCCAUGAAUGUAAAGCCAUUUUAUUGUACAGGUUUUGCGGAAGGGAAGAUGCACGUGCAGUGGAAGUGGUACAGACCUUUUGACUUCUGCUAAGCAGAUCUUUAAACAUGAAACACUUAGAUCUGAGACUGGAACUAAAUGCACAGUGUAGCUCUUGUAUGGAGAUUGUGACAAAACGCAGGUA
This is a messenger RNA of Tinamus guttatus (white-throated tinamou), 1065 nucleotides long. The record is from RefSeq and is a predicted model, not a curated record. NCBI's taxonomy places the organism in Eukaryota, Metazoa, Chordata, Aves, Tinamiformes, Tinamidae.